AUGGCUGACACGAGACCUGAGGUGGCCGACGCUGGCGACAACGCUCCCGUGGCUGUACCGGACGAAUCCGCUGUUGACGACCCGUCGUCGGUGAAGAAGGAGAAUGCUGAAGACACGCCUUCUGCUCGCACAUCCAGCACCACCUCGGGCGCAUCAGCACUGCAGCGGUUGACGGACACUGCUUUGGACUUCUUGUCCCACGCAUCGAACGAGACCCUGGCUGCCUGUCUCGUUGGCCUGGGAGCCACCACGUAUCUUGUGCUCGGGAGGGUCGGACUGGUCAUCAUCGGCGUCGCAGGAGGAGUAGUGCUAAAGACGACAUGGGAAGGUAUACGAUAUGGCCACCGAGACGAAGCAACGAAGAAAGCAGAGCAGGACAGGAGGCGUGAGGCCGGUGUGGAAGUGGCUAGGAGGGUGCUGGAGUGGAGGCGGAGUGGGCAGGACGAUGUCAAGGCUGCGGAUGCUAGAGUCUAUGCGAACCAGGCGCUGGACUACUCUGCGUUCCAGCCGGAGACUGCUGCUGCGUUGAACACAUUCACCGAUGCUGUCAUCAAGGACUAUGUUCAUUACUGGUACGACCCUACGCUUCCGGGUGAGCAGAGCUUCCCAGAUGCCUGUAGACAGACGUUCACGGCCUUCAUGCUGUCGCUGUCUGGCCAUCUAGGGAGGAAGAGACCUGCCGACGCUUUCCUUGACUUCGUGACCAACGCUACUUCGAUCAUCAUUGUGUUCCUCCAGGAACUUUCCGUCGCCCUCAAUGCUUCACCCAAUACACCGCCCCAGGAAGCGAUCAGAGCAUAUAUCAAACUGAAGCCAGACUGCAGCUUAGCCUAUAUGCUUGAUCAGGAAUCGCAGAAGUUGAAGCUGGCAGACGCCUCGGAGGAUAUUUUGCAGUCAUACCUGGACCCCAAGUCGUACAACUGUCCGCCAGUCCACGUCUUCCUCAAGCAAGUGCUCGCACAGCUGGUCCUUGGCUAUACUGUGGAGAUGUGCUCGAAGCCGGAAUGGAUCAACGAUUGGAUAGUGUAUGGCCUUGAAGAGUCGGAGACCACGAAAGAGGUUAUGGAUAUUGUUGAUGCUGGAGUGGAAGGUAGAGCACAGCCCGACACUCCGAAGAUUGACGAGCAGAUAUCUAAAGGUGUGGCUGAGGUGAAGAGCAAAAAAGAAGGAGCAGCGCGCAGCAGCACGGACACUGCAUCUCAGAAAGCACACAGACGUAAGAUGAGCAAAGCUGAAGAGGCGAUGGACGAGGCGAUGCAGGAAGCACGGAGGCUUACCGAGAUGAUGAUUGAGGAAGACAGGCGCAAAGCGGACAAUGAUCAGCAAAGACAGGCUACACCUACAAUUGCAGAGGACAGCUCAGAUGGUGCGACACAAGGUGCACCUACGCCUUCGUCCAGCCAGAGCGGUCAGGACCGAGCAGAAUUCGAGUCUAUGACUUCUGGUGACGACUCGUCUAUUAUCAACGGGAAGCCAAGUACACCAGACACUCAGUUCACCAGCUUCGACAUGCUGGUGCCAAAUGCGGUGCCAACAGCACUUGCCGGCGAAAGUCCUGUGCAUUCUCCUGCUCGCCCCUCGCCCGCGGUGCUGACACUCCACAAUGCCACCAUCGCUAUCUUCGAUGAUGGUGAUCCGGGCAAAGGCUCGAUCAAGUCGAGGCCGGAUUGGGAUUACCUGCUGCAGAUCGAGCCCGCCUCGUCCGCUUUCCCUGGCUGGAUGAUGGCACGAAAGUAUCAGGACUUUGAAAUGUUGCAUGAAGUGCUCAGGCGCAUUUCCGUUAUCACCGGAGUGCAGUUUACCUGGGCAGAGCUGCCGAAAUGGAAGGUGCACACGAAGGCGUCGCUGCGAACGGAGCUUGAGCGGUAUAUCACUGACGCUGUACGCUAUCAGCCUUUAGCUGAAUGUGAAGGCAUGAAACGAUUUCUGGAGAAGGAUCGAGGACUUAACAAGUCUCCUGGAGCAUCGAAAGGAUUCGGCUGGCCGACUCCCGAUGCGUUUGGCAAGAUUGGAGGCGAUAUGAUGAAUGUGCUUACCAAAGCACCUAAGCAAGUUGCAGGAGGUGGUAAUGCUGUGUUCAAAGGCGUCGCUGGCGGCGGUAAAGCCGUCUUUGGCGGAGUCGCAGGUCUGGUUGGAGGCAAGAAGGCUGGUACAUCGCAGGUCAACCUGACCAGGUCAACGACAAACGCAAGCUUGUCUGGUACCACAGAUGAGAGCCACAAACCUCGACCGAGUAUCAGCACAAGGCAGUCUUUCCAGACUGAUGGCUAUGCUAGCUCGACGGAAGCCGGACGACAGAGUCAGGACUCGUUUCGUGUGGUGCCACAAGCAGUGCAAGAGACGCGGCGAGGCAGUGCUGCGACGUCUGCUAGUGUCGAGUCCAGACCGAGACCAAGCACGACUGUUAGCAGACCAGAGAGCAUCGUCAGCCAUCCUGAGCUCGGCCACACUGCAGAAAUACUCCCUUCGCCAACAACAUCCACUGAACAACUCCCCGCAAAUGCAUCGAUAUACGAGAGCAUCAACUUGCCGCCACCGCCAUCAGAAAUGCCAGCCGACUAUGAUGCACCAUCUUCGCCCAGCAGAAAGAGCACCGACACGUUCCGCUCUCAGAGGUCCACCAAUCUUGACCAGCGCUUAGCACAGUCGAACGGGGCUGAUGACUUUGCACCUGCCACACCACCGCGGCCAGCGAAGCAGGAGCCAAAGAAGAAGGAACCUCUGAGCGAGCGAGAGACCUCAGUCGCUGUGGAGCUGAUGUUCGCAGUCAUCAGUGAACUCUAUCAACUAUCUGGCGCAUGGCAGAUUCGAAGGACCUUGCUGACAGCCGCCAAGACCUUCUUGCUACGACCAGGCAAUCCGCAGCUGGGGUCUAUCCGAGACCUACUGCAGACGUCCAUGCUCGAUGCCAACCUCAAUGACUCUGGACUAGCACACCAGAUAUACAAGCUUCGGGAGAACACCUUGCCAACCGCUGAAGAGAUGGAGAUAUGGAAGCGCGAUUACCCAGAGAAGACCGACGAGCAAAAGGAGGAACUACGUACCAAGGCGAGAAAGCUUCUCGUGACGAAGGGUAUGCCACAAGCUCUGACCAGUGUCAUGGGCGCUGCAGCAAGUGGUGAGGCCUUGGGCAAGGUCUUCGAUUGUCUUCAAGUCCCGGAAGUGAGCCGCGGACUCAUCUUCGGCCUCAUGCUCCAAGCGCUUCGGGUCGUAACGCACUGA
Messenger RNA from Fulvia fulva, 3222 nucleotides. RefSeq lists its product as uncharacterized. The transcript has a single exon. Gene Ontology annotation, molecular function: phosphatidylinositol binding. The record is from RefSeq and is a predicted model, not a curated record. NCBI's taxonomy places the organism in Eukaryota, Fungi, Ascomycota, Dothideomycetes, Mycosphaerellales, Mycosphaerellaceae. The coding region runs from base 1 to 3222 and encodes 1073 amino acids. Gene Ontology annotation, cellular component: intracellular membrane-bounded organelle.